Fusarium graminearum PH-1 is the source of this 369-nucleotide messenger RNA. RefSeq lists its product as uncharacterized. The record is from RefSeq and is a predicted model, not a curated record. The transcript has a single exon. NCBI's taxonomy places the organism in Eukaryota, Fungi, Ascomycota, Sordariomycetes, Hypocreales, Nectriaceae. The coding region runs from base 1 to 369 and encodes 122 amino acids.
AUGGGUCCACAAACGAAAUUGAUAUGGGAUGUAAACCGCGGACUGGGUGACAGGAUCGUCUCGACGUCAAGAUGUCUCAGUGCUUUCGGUUACGAUGCAAUGUCGCAGAAGUUGAACGAACCAAGCUUUAAAGACCACCCGCUUGCGUUGUCGUCGUUAUCGAAGCGGGAUGUGGGUGCGUCCGUUGCCAACACCCUUGUUGAAUCCAGUAUUUUGGGUUUGGUGAGGUUGAGUGGUGCGAGUAGUAUUAUGGUUAAGGAAUGUGCCAGGAAUCUGAGCGCUAUGCCUGCACAACACGACUGUUCCAGUUCGGCCAGAGACGAACUUGAUAAAUACUGCAGACAGUCACGCAAGACAAGAACUCGUUGA